UCAUUCUGGUUUGCUGCAUUGGAGCGACUGCAAGCUCUCUGGAGGCCAGAAUGUCUCCUCGUGCUCCCUCACUGAAAGUCAGAGCCUCUGUCACAGGGAGCCAUGAGCACAGAGCGUGAGCCAUGCAUACUUGCUUCGCCCACAGUAAAGCAACGUCUGCAGCAAGCCAGCAGAGAAACAACCCAAGAUACAGAUUUCAUUACACAGCGGCUGAAUUUCAGAAUCACCUGAGCACCCAGCAUCUUUCUUCUCCUCUGCACCUGCUGUCAGUAAGGCCACUCUUUAUUAAGGUUUCAAGAUAUAUGGUCUAAAUAUUCGUACAAUUGUGUCCGUUAAGAAAUGAAAAAGUGACUUAAAUGUAAAUGAAUUAUUAACAGAGAUGUCAAUAUUGCACUGUCUUGGUGUUGGGCUUUUUGGCUGUGUGAGUGCUUCUGGAGGAACAAAAAACUGUAUACGAAGAGGUAAAGACUUCAAAAGAAAAAGUUACAGGAUGUACAUCUAUCUCUAUUAGAGAAACUAAAGCCUCUCUGGGAAUGGUGGCAUCUGAGGGGGGUUGAAGGGAUGGAAGGAAGGAUGGUGAUUCCCCAUGAGGUAACUUGAUGUCUGCCGUGCCAUGAAGGGACACGGCACUUAGCUAUUCCUGAGUUGGACUACCAACUCUUUAAAGUAUGCCUGUGAUCCUCCUGCUUUCAUGCCUCUUGUGCUUGGUAAACUUAACGCACGGGAAAGGCUGAUGUGAUGAAGUAUGAGGUGAGAACCAAAUGGACAAAUUUUGUAGCUGGAGCAGGAGCCAUGCUGACUUUUUUAUAUACCAUAAUGUAAUCUGAAACAACUGCAAAACUGACAAAUAACAAAAAUCAAGCUGUUCCAUCCACUCAGACCAAAAUCCUGGCUCAGCAGGAGGCCUGUACACGGUGCCUGGAGACAACAACAAGGGACAAAGCUCUCCCCUGCAGCACAGCCAGGACAGGCUUUGAACUCAGCCUCUGAAACUGCAAAGCGCUCAUUUUGUUGUCCAUGGAUAAUCCACCAGGCAAAAGCUGGACAUUGCUCUCUUUUAUUCUGCCUAUGCAAUUGCAACUCUGAAAAAGAAAGCUCUUCUGAACUGCUGACGCCUGGACGGGCAGCCCCAAGGCGGGGCCAUCGGGAUUUAUUUAGUUCACUGCUGCAGAUGAUGCCUUUAGUGCCACAAACCGCCCUGGAGACAAGUCCUAAUCAUCUGGGGGGUGAUUAUGGUCAAUUCUUUCUCCCCAAACCCCCCAGACACAAAUCAGAUCCAAACUGGAGAGACAGGCAGGCACGGAAGAGGGGACACCGGCACCGCACAGCCCCCCCGAAGCCAUGUACAGGAGCAGCUUCCUCCGCGAGGUUCGCAAGGAGAAGUACGAACGCUCGGACGCCUACGAUGAGCUGCGGGGCUCCCCCGAAUUUGACAGCUUGGCCCAAGCCCAAGGCCUGGAGAACCUGCAGGAACUCAACGAGCGCUUCGCCAGUUACAUCAACAGGGCGCGCGUGCUGGAGCAGCGCAACACCAUCCUGCGCAAGCAGCUGGAGACCUUCCAGCGCAUGGAUGAGCUGGUGGGCUUGGACGAAGCCUUUGCCGGGCAGAUCGAGUUCAACCGCCAACGGAUGCGGGAGCUGGCGUCCGACCGGGCCAAGCUGGAGCGGGAGGAGAAGGAUGCCCAGCGUAUGCUUGAUGAGUACCGCAACAAGUACCGAAAUGAACGUGAAUAUCAGCAGAAGCUAAAAGAGACCCUUGAACGCCUGAAUAAGGAAGCAGAUGAAGCACUGCUGUGCAACCUGGAGCUGCAGAUCGAGUCCCAGUUCCUGCAGGAUGACAUUAAUGCCACAAAAGACAGAUAUAAGAAGAACCUCAUGGAAAUCCAGACCUAUGUCAACAUUUUACAGCAGAUCAUCCAGACAACCCCUCGCGUGUCCCCUAUAACUACUGGCAUAUCUGAGGAAAAACUUGUAGCAGAAAGGAGGAUCCCUGUUCUGCAGAGCCAACUGGAGGAAUACAAGAGCAUCCUCUGCCAGCUACAGGCUCAAAAAUACAAGCUGCAGACAGAGACAACUAUGCUGGAACAAGCGAUAAAAAACACCCAGGAGAGUUAUGACGACGAAAUUCAGCUUUACAACGAGCAGAUUGAGAACCUCAGGAAGGGGAUAGAAGAAGCAGAGAGGACCUUGGAGAAGUACACGACUGACUGCCGCCAGCUGGUGAUCUACCAGCAGUCCUUGGAGAACGAGCUGGAGCGCUACAAGCGAAUCAUUGAGAAUGAGGACAGCCGGUUGAACUCUGCUAUAGCAGGAACGCCAGUCACACUCUUCACGCAGAUCUAUAGACCUGUCCAGCCUCAAGCUUCGAGGGGAAGAGAUAUCACCCAGGCUAUGCAAGAGAUUGCCAGUGUAAAGCCCAGACAAAAAGCGCUGACAAAGAAACUUUCCAGGAAAAAGGAGAUCAUGUCUAAAGACAUAACCGACGGGCACUCGCCUGAAAAAAUGUAUGAAAGAACUGUGGAAGUUUUUGACCAAGAUCAGCUGGAAUUUAGACAUGAAGGUUCAGUCACAUGUGAACCUGGGCAGGAGGAAUUAGAACUUGUUGAAAAAGAAGCAGUCCCAGAGGACGUACCCGAUGGAGCCCAGAUAAGUAAAGCCUUUGAUAAAUUGUGUAACAUUGUGAGGGAGAAAAUCAGAGUUUACAAGAGACCAGAGGCUAAAGCUGAUUCCCACCCCAAAGGGCGUUAUGUGCUGGUAACAGGGGAGGAAAGCUAUGAAGAACCUUGCUUCUCGUCCAUCCCAGCUGGGGGAGGAAUCACAGUUUCUACCAGCAAUGGGAAGGUAACGAUUGGUGGUGAUGUAGAGCCCAUACCUGAGCUGCCUGAACCUACCGAACCAUCAGAAAAAGAGAAAAGGGACAUCUGUGAAAGGAGGGACGAGAUUGAAACCCAAGAUAAACUGAAAGAGGAGGAGAAAGAAGACCUGUUUGAAUGGGGCAAAAUAAGGGGGAAAAUUGAGCAAGUCACAAAGUAUCCAGACGUCUCCGAGCCCGAGGCAGUUCCUUCCCCAGGUCUGAUAAGCCCAGCUGAGCCAGGAGUACUUCAAGAGGCAGAGCAUGACCGAGAGGGCCUCUUGUUCCGGGAAGCAGGCUUGCCUGGCUCCGUGAGCUACGAGAAGGUGGAGGUGGUGGAGUCCAUCGAGAAGUUUUCGGAUGACAGAAUUCAGACAUAUGAAGAGACAGCUAUGAUUGUGGAGACGAUGAUAGAGAAGACGAGCAAGAAGAAACCGGGUGAUAAAGGCUCUUAAAUGACAAGCAGUCAACUUGUCUGGCAUAGUUAUUAAAUGAUGUAAUUUUUUUUUUUCCUGAUCGAAUGAUACAAUAGUGAGAUUUUUGCUGUUUGGUAUGGAACAGAUUGAUACUUUGAUGGCAAAAUUCUGUCUGAUGUAGGCUCGCCUGUGUUGUAACGAAUGUGAGACUGCUCCAGGACAGGGAGUAAUGGGCAGAUCCUAUGCAACUUAUUUUCACAAUAAGGACAAGUUGAAAUCAAUCAUCAUUACAGAGCUGCCUGGCUUUCCAAAGUAUCCAGGGCAGAUUUGCCAGUGCGUAUUCCUCUACUUCUCCUAUAGCUGCCACAGGAUUCCCCAUCUCUCAGACAGCUGCAAAUGUUAACUUGUGACAUCCGAUUCAUUUAAUAAAAGCUUUGCCUUCUACAGAAAGUACCCACUGUGGGUGUGUGUUGCCUUUACUGUUGAAUAACAGGCUGAACUGCUAAAAGUUAACCGAUAGAUGUGCAGGAGUCUUUCCAAAGGAGGAGCUGGAAAUUGAGUUCUCUAACCCAUUCCAAAUCUCUCUCACUUGCUGUCUUUUUAACUAGAGGUGACCUUGGCAGAACACUCUUUGUGGAUAUGGAGACAAACCUGCUGUGCUUGAAAUAAGCUCCUACUGCACAUCUACUCAGAAUAAAAAUUGAAGUUCCACCAAAAUAAAGCAGGGGAAAACCCUUUUAAAAUACUCUAAAGGUGUUAUUUUUUCCUUCACCAGUAUAACUGAGGCAUUUACGAGCGCAAACAAGCUUUUGAGCAGACUGCAGGCAAUUCAAAAGACUCUGUUUGUUUGUUUCAUUUUUUCUUGUUGCUUAUUUCCUUGGAUUGUAGCAUUGUACAGAGUUUGAUGCUGCUGCGUGAUCCCGUUGCAUCCUGCUUGCUUGCAGUGCCACAAAGCUCCAUGGGAACAAGGGCUGCUCGUCCGUGUGCCUGGAGAAGCACAAAGCAGCACUCCUGCAUCAGCUUCUUGCAGCUUCCAGAAAUCCUUGACUCAGGAAAACAAAAAAGAAACAAAAAAAGGAGAAAAGAAAAAGCAAAAGAAACCUUUGUGCAUGUGCUAAUGUAGAGCACUAUCUAAAAUAAGGCCUGAAUUCUGUUGUGCUCUGAGCUGCCAGCCACAACCAUGGCAGCAGACGGUGGGCAGAUCCUCAUCUUUCUCAAAACAUAUAGAGAAAAAAACAGUAGGAAGUUAUUGUUCACAAUGACAAUGAUGCAAUGUGUAGUAAAUCUCACGAUUUGUGGAUUAUCCACUGCUUUAAAUGCAGACUCUCAAACACUAAUGCUGAGGCGUCGCAAUGAAAUAUGUGUGAGCAUUUAUUCAGGAAAGCCUGGGAUAAGACAUAGGGUACUGCAGAUACAUUAUCACCUCAGUGAUAAGAAGAACUAGAUGAGGAGAUUUCCAGCUGUCUUCUACUGCUGCAGGAAUGGUAAGAAAUGACAGCUGGGGUUAUUUUAAAACCACACAUACGCUGCGCUGUGGGGCUGUGUGUGCUUAAAACCUACUCAGAAAACAUGGGUGGGAGGUAGAGGGAAAUAAGAUUUUUUGUGCAUCGAAGUGCUCCAGAGAAAAAUACUGCUGUGGUAGAUCCUAUUAUUUCCUUAGGGCCAGAACUGCCACUAUGUACGAAACAGUGCAAAAAUAUCAAUGUCUUUCUUCUUGAGCAUCCCCUUCCCCACUGAUAGCAGCAGUUCAGCAAUCACAUGUCUGCAGAGCUUCCCUUGGAGCCACUGGGUUUGAGCCAUGUAAGCAAUGCCCAAUGCUCUUUCCAGCCUGCAUCUUUCUCUAUCCCAUCCUGCCACAAAGUUAACACCAAGCCUGCUGCUCUUCUCUUGUUCCUGUCCACUCUUGUAAGAUCGUGUUUGUUUUCUUAGUAACCAGGAUGAGAUAUAAAUUUCCUUAUCAGUAUGAAAAGCAGGAGGUUAGGAAGUCACCUCACAGUGCCUCCCAUGUGCCAUCAGAUAAGCAGUGAUGAUGGGACAUGCCAAUUUGCAACAGCUCUUUAUUUCACUUGGAUUAUAAAACCUCAUUGUGAGGCUUUGGUUAAACAAUAUUCACCUGUUUCAAGAGUGUCAAUUUCCCUCUUAUUAUAAAUGCUAACAAAUUAACUUUAUUUCCCAUCAGCAAUAUCAUGAAAACUUAGUCUAACUUGACAUAUUUUUCAGUGAUUUCCCUGAUGCAAAAAUUCUGAAGAAUCUGAAGUAGGUCUCUGUAUUGCACAUACAGGUAGCUUUAGAUGUACCCAUAGCAAAACUCACCAUUUCUGCUUGUCACUCAUUAUUGUGAUGUUUCACUUAAUACAGUAUGUCAACGCUAGGAAAAUACGAUCAAUCAUAAAAUUUUGCUGCUAAAUAAGUUAUUUAAUGAUUGAACAGAAUUGCAAAAUUACAUGAAUGCAAUGGAAAGGGAUGCACGCAUUAAGAAGAUUUCCACAUGGACUUUUCUUAUUCCACAUUCCAGAAGUCCAUGAAUAUCUUCCAGUUUUAUCUGUUUCUUUGAACACACACACACAUGCAAAAGGUAAUGAGGUGUGUGUAUGAGUUAUACAUACCAUACCAUAUAUAUUCUUUAGGUAUUUAUAAGAAAAUGUAUGUAACAUACUCUGAGUAUACAUAUUGUAUGUAAUAUAAAGAGGUACCACAGGGAUGUUCUGUGCACCUAGACUUACAGGAGUAUGUAUAAAUACAUACAUAUAAAUUCUUCCCUCUGAUACGCAUAUGAUGCUCUUUCUGCUGCCUUCCCUGAACACCUCCUGCUGUCAGUGUGGGCCCUUCAAUUCCAAACAGACACGAACAAACCUGUCCCCAAGCCUUUUGGGUUAUGCCUCACGGUCGUGGUUUGAAGCAGGCCUGUCUCGUCCUUGGCUUAAUUCUUCAAUCUGCAGGUUAAACACAGCUGACACUGUAAUAUAUCUGAACGAAUAACCAAGAGAAACCACACGGGAGAUUGUUCUUGUCCUUCUGACACCUGUGUUAUCCAAAUGUGAUCCUGCAGUCUCUGCAUGUAGUGCAGAACCUCUGAACAGCACAGGGCUGCUUGUCUGGAAUUUACAACGUAAUUCACAUAGACUGUGAGUAGGUUUAGCUCUUUAUUUUGCAUUUGUAUUUGGAAAGGAAAGAACAGGCCUGAUGGAGGGGUAGAAGAUGGAUAUUCACUUGAAGUAACAAGAAAUUAUACAUUCUUAAGUGAAACGUACGCACCAUAUAACCUUCGGGUUACAUUUUUGAUUUAUUAGAUAUUUGCUUACUAUGUUUCUGCCACUGCACACCUGAUUAACUGGGAAAAUUCUUAGUAAAGCAAUUUAGAUGAAUACUCUGUAUAUUAAAAAUACAUCAUAAAACUCUGAAACCAGUCGCUGCUAAAACAGUGGAUCUCAAAGCAGUGGAUCUUGGAUCCUUCAGACAUCUUAAGCACCUGCUUAACAUCAGUGCUUCAGGACGUCUGCUGCUCUUACUGUGAGUGCAGUACAUGCAGAAUCAAGACCCUUUGUUUCUCAAAGGUUCAGUUUGGGCUCUCACACCUGAGUUCCUGUAGUGGUUGUUACCUUGAGUCCACAAAGAGGGGAGCAUGAUGUGGCAACAGCCAGAGCAGACUCCAAGGCAGGUGAGACAGAGUUAUGUGUGAAAGCUGAAGGUGGGACCGACACCAAAAGCAAGAAUUACUGACAAAUCUUCCCAAAUGCACUAUAUUUUAUUUUCCGAAGAAGGCCAACAUCGCAUUACACAUAAAUUAUAUAGGCAUAUUUUUCUCCUUAAAUAUAUUUGUAUAACACAAAAAUAACAAAUCUCUAUUUUUAAAAGUGAAAUUUGAAUUAAAAUGGUUUGGGGACUCAAGCUGCGUUUUUCAUAUAUUUCCCACAGCAAUUUGCUGACAGCCAGGCUGAAAACCCCAGAAAACAGGGGUCUGAGAUUGGAAAUGCUGACAUGGCUGCAUCUUCUGCUGCUGUAGUGUAGAGCGUUAAGUAUAGAGGUGGACAGAUGCACUUUGGCACACACAGGUUGCAAGAAACCCUACAGAUCAUCCGUACUCAUACCACUGUAAGAUGGUAAGCUGAUCUAAAUUGCCAACAUUAAAAACAAAACCAACAAAACCACCCUGAAAUUUGUGCUUCUAGAAUGCCCUGACUGUUUGCAAUGCACUUCCCUUUAUCACCUGGCCCUAGCAUUGCCUUGCCUUCCCAAUCGCAUGCUUGCUGCAGAACCAUUCUGUGGCUGAAGUGCUAGUGUGUAUAUUGUCUACGUGUAUAUACUAAAGAAAACUCUAAAACCAUUUUUUUAAUUUGGACUGUAAAAUUUUCAUCUCUAGAUCAUCUCUCUUUCUAGGGUCUAGUGCUAUUUUGGUUGAACUCAGUGGGGAAAGUCCCACAGAAGCUCAUGAUUCAAAAGGAGCUGUUAGACAUUCAAAGACCUCUCCAGCCAACCUCUUUGUAAGUUCCCUCUCUCACAAUAAUUUUUUAAAAUGCACCCAUUAUCAUCAACAGCCAAUAUUAAAAUUCACUUUUUUUUUUUUUUUUUUUU
Messenger RNA from Phasianus colchicus (ring-necked pheasant), 7839 nucleotides. It is a transcript of the gene BFSP1, whose product is annotated as beaded filament structural protein 1. Gene Ontology annotation, biological process: lens fiber cell development. NCBI's taxonomy places the organism in Eukaryota, Metazoa, Chordata, Aves, Galliformes, Phasianidae. Gene Ontology annotation, cellular component: cytoplasm; intermediate filament. The record is from RefSeq and is a predicted model, not a curated record. Gene Ontology annotation, molecular function: structural constituent of eye lens.